This is a messenger RNA of Camellia sinensis, 761 nucleotides long. The record is from RefSeq and is a predicted model, not a curated record. NCBI's taxonomy places the organism in Eukaryota, Viridiplantae, Streptophyta, Magnoliopsida, Ericales, Theaceae.
AUGUAAUGUGUGUUUGCUCAUUUGAUAUGCGAUUUACGUAUGUAUUGGCCGGUUGGGAGGGCACUGCAAAUGAUUCAAGAGUGUUCAUUGAAACCGUACAUGAUCCAACAAAUUUAUUUCCAAUGCCACCAACAGAUAAAUACUAUGUUGUCGACUCGGGUUAUACAAAUAUGCCUGGCUUUUUAUCGCCAUACCGUGGUGAGAGGUACCAUCUAAAUGAGUUUCGUAAUCAACGUCGACAACCAAGAAACAAGAAGCAAAUGUUCAAUUACCGACACUCCUCACUGCGCAAUGUGAUUGAGAGAUGCUUCGGUGUCUUGAAGGCUCAUUUUCCAAUUUUGAGAGAGAUGCCUCCGUAUUCAACUAAGACGCAGAGAUACAUCCCCAUUGCAUGCUGUACAAUACACAACUGGAUAAGGACACAUUCUCAAAAUGACACAUUGUUCGCUGAAUGGGCCAAUCCAGAUCGUAUCGUUGAAGAUAAUGGGCCUAGUGGAGGUGAUAGUAGCAGCUCGACACAUGCAGGAAGUAGUUCUCAGCAACCAAUUGACUUAGACAUUAGUCAACCUCAAUUACGUCACAUGUCUGAUGUAAGGAAUCAAAUUGCUGGUCAAAUUUGGGAAUCUCUCGGAAACAAUUGAAAUAUUAUUUAUGCGUAUAAUAGAUUGUGGAAGAUGUUUUUUUUAUGGUUUGUGGAAGAAUUGAGAUGUUAUUAUUAUGGUUUGUAAGUUGUUAUGAACAUUAUGGUUUAUUAUGGUUAU